AAAGUAACUCAUAUAUGUUGUAUCUGAAUUAUGAGCUUGUUUCUGGGCCUCCGAUGUUUGGAGUGCUGAUGUUGAAGAUGUUCAGAUCAACUUCUACAGGCAUACAGGCAAGUCUGUCAUCCAUUUUCAGAUAGACAACCAUAAACAACCAAGUGUCAUUGCCACCCUAAAACAUGUUAUGUCAAGGUAGUACUAGCUUGUUUUUGUGGGGCUGUGAUGUUUGUGUUGUAGCUUAUGAAGGGAUUCACGUGAAGCACCAAGCAGAUAAUCUCGUCUUAAGCAACGGCCUUGGUGUAACGGAGUUCGCGUUUCGAAUGACUCGGCAUGUCCCGUGCACAUCUGCUGCUGCGGUGACCAGACUCUGGCGGAAUGUUGAUACAUUUCAGUGGUUUCUGAAAACAAGCUGGUCAAAGUAACCGAGAGGUUUCUGUGUGUGCGUGUAGACCGCAGCGUGUUAACAUCUGUGUGUGGCUCACUCUGCCACCGGCUUCACUGUGUAUCUGUCUGCGUUCAACCACUUUCCCACCCGGGGACCACCGAUCCCAUUAGACUUCAUGGUUUGAUGAAAGCUCCACCAAGAAUUCUGCCACCGCUAUUUCCCCUGUGGCACCUUCGGUUUGCUUUCAGGCUCAAGUCGCUCCACUUGCAGCAUUCCCUCACUGCCUCUGAGUGACAUCAUCGGAGUUUCCCUUCUGCAGAGGCAGCAGGGGAAGCAUAAAUACUACCGGCUCUUUAGCAGAGCUUCAUUCAAACUUACCACAAAGUGAAGAGGAAAGGUCCAUUGUCUGUGAUCUGAUUUUGAUUUUGAUCGAGACGGAGAGCUUCAUGCAUAAGAUGGUGGCCUACACAGCAGCACCAGGUGAUGUGGAGACGGGCGAGAACACCCUGGUUAAGAUGGAGAGCAAUUCAUCCAGAUGGAUUUGGAAGCUAUUGGUGUCCAUCUUGGCCGUAACCCUCUGCGUGGUGGGUGUGCUGCUUAGUCUUUGGCUGUGGAACGGGCGGCCAGAUUUGAUGGCAAAAUUGGGCCAAACUGAAUUGCUGACUCAGAAGGGAACAGAUCAUCAAAUCACACUGAGGCAGAUCGGCACCACGGCCAAAGCAGCCAUCCAUCUGGAAGGCAGCUACGACAAAGCUGAGCCCAAAUCGCUGGUGUGGAAGAACGGUCAGGGCCAAGCCUUCGCUCAGGGCGGCCUCGAGCUGGUGGACAACCGGAUCAGAAUCCCCCGCAAGGGCCUGUACUUCGUCUACAGCCAGGCCUCCUUCCGCAUCAACUGCAGUGACGACGACGAGGACUCGGAGGACCCCGGCCUCAUGUCGUUCAGCCACAGGAUCUGGCGCGACUCCGACAUGGUGGGAGGCAAAUCCACCCUGAUGGGCGCGGUGCGGUCGGCGUGCCAGCACGGCACUCAGGAGACCGGCUGGUACAACGCCAUCUACUUGGGCGCCGUCUUCCAGCUCAACACAGGAGACGACCUGUCGACAGAAACCAGCAAGCUGUCAGAGGUGGAGACCGAGGACAGCAAGACCUUCUUCGGCGUCUUCGCCCUUUGACUCCAGUGAGCCUGAGCGUUCUGAUAAUAUAUUUCAUCGUCAUGGUGAUGCGUAAAAUCUCCUUUGAGAUUUCAGAGUCGUAUAAACUGCAACAGUUUGGAGACUUAACUUAGACUUUAUACACUUUAACGAAGGUUUCAACAGCUCCUUCAACCACUCUGUUGCUACUUUACAAGACAUUCCUCAGGCAGAGUGAAUGUCACCGUCCGAUCCCGGAUCCUUCUUGUCGUCCCUCCUCUCAGCUGUAAAUGCCACACAUUCUUAUACUAGGAGAUUGAAGCUGGUUCUCUGUUGCCUUCUCUCUGUGGGGGAAAACCCGUUUCUGCUUUCACAAUCUCAUGAGUUCAGGUUUCAGGAACAAAACUUUAAUUGAUCAUCAGAAAGUUCUAUGUACAAGAUGCGCCCUCAAAUAGUUUACUUUUAUCAGGCAAUGGUACAACCAUAAUAUGGUUAGUAAGUUACUGUGAUUUAACUUUUCUAUACCUGUUUAUUUAUUUAUACUGACCUGAGAUUGUACAACUUUCUCUGCUGUAUGUUUUUAUUGUCAUUUUUGAAUGCUUGCUGUAUUUAUUGAUAUUUAUUUGUAUUUAAACCGUGGG
Molecule: messenger RNA, 2150 nt
Organism: Synchiropus splendidus (mandarinfish)
Lineage: Eukaryota; Metazoa; Chordata; Actinopteri; Syngnathiformes; Callionymidae
Gene: tnfb
Product: tumor necrosis factor b (TNF superfamily, member 2)
Exons: 4
Coding region: 826-1551 (241 amino acids)
Biological process (GO): immune response
Cellular component (GO): membrane
Molecular function (GO): tumor necrosis factor receptor binding
Source: RefSeq, a predicted model, not a curated record